Molecule: messenger RNA, 1392 nt
Organism: Pieris macdunnoughi
Lineage: Eukaryota; Metazoa; Arthropoda; Insecta; Lepidoptera; Pieridae
Source: the annotation of a GenBank genome assembly
AUGGUUAAAGCCAAUGUAAGUUCAAUUUUAUCAAAUAUAUUAAAUAAAAAAAGAUACAGUCAUUGUCGUUUAUGCUUAGGAAAUAUUGAAGAAACCUAUAUUCGUAUGGAUGACUCUGUUUCAUUAAAUGCAAGCAGGGAAAAUUAUCAAACACUUAGUAGUGUGCUUAUUAAACUUUUGGGUGAAGAGUUUGGUCACCAAAUUCCCGGAGUAGAUGCUGUCUGUCUUAAAUGUGUGGACAGUGUUCUUGCAGCAAUGCGCUUUAUAGAAAAUUGCAAAAGCUCUGAUGAAACUUUAAAAUGUGCUGUAGAUAGUGUAUCCAAAGCCUUGGAGUCAAAUACAUAUAAUAUAAAGGCUGGAGAAAAACUGUUUGUAAAUCUUAAUAACACAGAAACUGAACUAUUUGUUAUGAACAGGUCUAUUAAAAAAAGAAAAGAAACAUAUAAGAGAACCUAUGAGUGUUAUGAAUGUCUAAUUUAUCUUGACACAUUCCAUGAUCUCAAAGUGCAUAAUCUUGCAUACCACGGAUCUGUCACCUGUAAUAAAUGUAACAAGAAAUUUUUAAAUUAUGAAACUUUCUCAAACCAUGAAAAAAACGAUCAUAAAUUUAUAUGUCCUGAAUGUCCUCAUAUUAAAAAUAGUGAAGAAGACUUAAAGAAUCACCAUAACCAAUGUCAUGCUAUUCAUAUAUGUCAAGAAUGUGGAAAGCAUUGCAAAGGUUUGAAUAAAUUAAUUUCUCAUGAAGAUAAGCAUAAAACAAAAUAUUCUUGUCCUAAAUGCGGUAAGAAAUACACAACAAAAGAUUUUUAUAAGCGUCAUGUUAAAUUGUGUCUUAGUGAUAAAAUAGAUCCACAUCCUCAUCGUAAUAUGAUGAAAAGACCUUAUAAUUGUGAAAAGUGUGCUAAGGGUUACAGUACAAGAGGUGGUCUUAGAGUUCAUAAUAGGUUUGCACAUGGCAAUGCUAAACCUCAUGUAUGUAAAGAAUGUGGUAAAAAAUUUACUGCGCCAAGCUAUUUGAGAGUGCAUAUGGUUAAACAUACUGGAGAAAGAAACUUCAAAUGCACUAUCUGUGAAAAUAGAUUUGUAUCUAAAGAAGCCUUAUUAUACCAUACAAGGCGACAUACUGGUGAAAAACCUUACAGUUGUAACCAGUGUGAUGAGAGAUUUGUAAAUGCUUCAGCAAGAGCUGAGCAUAUAAAAUUUAAGCAUGUAGGACCAACACUAGAAUGUGACAUAUGUACAAAAAAAUUUGUUACACGCCACUUUCUAAAACAACAUAUUGGCAGACAUCAUGACCCCACCAGUAAAGUUUAUUAUGGAAGAAGUGCAGUCCCACCUAAUAUACCAUCAGAGAAAAAUAUGAGAAAAUGUAUAAUUCAAAUGGAAACUUAA